Molecule: messenger RNA, 3721 nt
Organism: Ictalurus punctatus (channel catfish)
Lineage: Eukaryota; Metazoa; Chordata; Actinopteri; Siluriformes; Ictaluridae
Gene: pth2rb
Product: parathyroid hormone 2 receptor b
Exons: 12
Biological process (GO): cell surface receptor signaling pathway; adenylate cyclase-modulating G protein-coupled receptor signaling pathway
Cellular component (GO): plasma membrane
Molecular function (GO): peptide hormone binding; parathyroid hormone receptor activity; G protein-coupled peptide receptor activity
Source: RefSeq, a predicted model, not a curated record
GGGUGCGACUCUGUUCUCUAUUCACAGCUGGUGGAUCCCGAAGUGGGACUCACUGCACAAGAACAGGUUCUCCUGCUGUACGACAUCAAACUGCAGUGUCUCCAGAACAUUUCUGGCCAUGAUCCCGAUGAUGAUGUGUGCGCCCCUGGAUGGGACGGGCUCAUUUGCUGGCCUCAGGGUUCUUUAGGGACUCUCACCAAAGUGCCGUGCCCCAGAUACAUCUACGAUUUCAAUCACAACGGCUAUGCAUACCGUAAGUGCGAUGUCAAUGGAACCUGGUUCUCGCUGGAGAACAGAACCUGGGUAAACUACUCUGAAUGUCUGUGGUUCCUGACACCAGGCAAGGAAAGAGGCAAGAGGGACUUUUUUGAGAAACUGCACAUCAUGUACACUGUUGGCUAUGCUGUAUCCUUCAGCUCCUUGCUGGUAGCCAUUUUUAUCAUCGGCUACUUCAGGCGUCUUCACUGCACCAGAAACUAUAUUCAUAUGCACCUGUUUGUGUCCUUCAUGCUGCGUGCCGUCAGCAUUUUUGUGAAGGACCUGGUGGUGGAUGCCAACGGCGGCAUGCAGCAGUAUGAUGCCGUGCUCAUGGACAACAUCAAUGUGGUUUCCAUUAGCCCUCUGGACAAGACUCAGUAUGUCGGCUGUAAGAUCACUGUGCUGCUGUUUAUCUACUUCCUGGCCACAAACUACUACUGGAUCCUGGUGGAGGGACUUUACUUACACAGCCUCAUUUUCAUGGCCUUCUUCUCGGACUCCAAGUACCUCUGGGGCUUCACACUUAUAGGAUGGGGCGUUCCCGCUCUCUUUGUUUCAGCUUGGGCCGUGGUCAGGGCUAUUUUGGCAGAUGCACGGUGCUGGGAGCUGAGUGCAGGCAAUAUUAAGUGGAUUUACCAGGUCCCUAUUCUGACAGCAAUUGGACUCAACUUUAUUCUGUUUGUGAAUAUCGUGCGAGUUCUGGCCACCAAGAUCCGAGAGACGAACGCGGGCAGAUACGACACUCGCAAGCAGUACAGGAAACUGGCGAAGUCAACACUGGUGUUGGUGCUGGUGUUUGGGGUGCACUAUAUUGUGUUCGUGGGGAUGCCACACACUGUUACUGGGCUGGGCUGGGAACUGCGCAUGUACUGUGAGCUAUUCUUCAACUCUUUUCAGGGGUUUUUCGUGUCCAUCAUUUACUGCUUCUGCAAUGGGGAGGUCCAGACAGAGAUACGAAAGACAUGGCAGCGCUGGACAUUAGCAUUCGACUGGAAAGGUCCAGUUGUGCUGGUUAAUUAUCGCUACCGGUCAGUGUUGACUAGCGUAAACAGCAACAGCAGUGUUCAAUCCCAGGCCCCAGCCCAACCGACUAACCGCUCAUCUAGACGAACCAGCAGCAGCUGCGUCUCACGCAGCACACGUACACCCUCACACACCACCCUGCCCGGUUACGUCUUCAGCAGCUCAGACGCCGACAGUCUGCCUCCGUCCAUCCCCGAGGAGAACGAAGAUGAAGCAAAACACGUCGAUGACAUCACACUUAGGGAAAGCACAAGAGUUUUCCCAAGAGAUAGUGCCAAAAUCUCAGAUGACAUCGUUCUGGAAGGGCAGGCCAAGCACGUCGACGCAUUCGGAAAGGAUCAGGCGUUUGUCGAUGUUGCUUUCAGAGAGAAUGUCAACUGCACCGGGGACGUCAUACUGAAGGACUCGGUGCGGUGUAGUAGUUUGGAUCAGGAGGAAGAGCUGGAAUUAUAGGAGGGAGGAAAAGGAAAGGCUGUGUGUUAGGUUGCGUCACAUGUGCGACGUUCCGGCUUAAAUCGUUCACUUAUCAUACAGUAUAUCAUCUCUCUUUCUGAGAAAACCGCGAGGAAGAUCUCAGUUGGGAUUUUCGUUCCCUUGGAUGUUUAAAUUGAAAUCCCUGUGGAAGGAUUCGUAUUUCAGAAUCGAUUUCAGUGAAGAGAAUUGACUCUGUCUUCAGUAUCUCCGCACGUGACAUAUGCAAGGACAAUCUGUAAAACAGUCCGUAAUAAUCGUACUGCUAAUGUUUGAAAGGUGAUAUACGAGCAACAAUGAGCAACUAUAUAUAUAUAUUGGCAUGUUAAUGGCUACUUGAAUUUCACUGUCAGUUGGGAUGGUUACUGAGUUGAUGCAAACAAAUAAAAAAUAUACAGAAUGUAAUUCAGUACAGCAUAGUAAUUCUUAAUAGUUGAAGGUAUUGAAUGUGAAGCACCAAAUGCUCAGUAAAAUGAUGGACAACAGCAUGCACUACGUCCGAAAUCAGCCUACAUUACUCUAACAUUGGUGUCCAGUUUUGCAUGGAGCUUAAUGAAGGUCAUAGCCGCCUUGCAGGCAGGCCUAGAAGAGAAGUGUUCUUUUAUGACUAAGCGUUAUGUCGUUUACUUACAUGAAUGUGUGUUCUGAGCUUAGCUAGCUAGCUAACUAUCUAACAUGUGAACAUUAGCUAGCAAGCAUCCGAAUGAUUCGUAUAUAUGUAUUCGUUCCACGUCUCUGACUGAUAUUCGCUAAGUGUAGAGGCAGGUUAGCUAAAGCUGUGUCAUUUCAUAUGGGUGUGUGUCCAUGCAGCAAAUAUCUUAUAUUUAACGAAGGGGUUUGAGGGAGGACGUAACGUUGCAUGAAUGCAUUUGUAGAAUAUUAUCUACAUAUUUAUCUCGACCGCUAUGUUGUUUAUUUACGUGUUCUUCGCUUAGCUAGCUAGCUAGUGAGCUUACCGCUUUGAAAAACACAGGGCAUUACCCAAAACUCUAAAUCACAUCUCAAGGACUUCUGAUAUGAACGAUAUAUAUACAGUAUCUCACAAAAGUGAGUGCACCCCUCACAUUUGUGUAAAUAUUUGAUAUCUUUUCAUGUGACAACACUGAAGAAAUGACACUUUGCUACAAGGUAAAGUAGUGAGUGUACAGCUUGUGUAACAGUGUAAAUUUGCUGUCCCCUCAAAAUAACUCAACACACAGCCAUUAAUGUCUAAACCGCUGGUGACAAAAGUGAGUACACCCCUAAGUGAAAAUGUCCAAAUUGGGCCCAAAGUGUCGAUAUUUUGUGUGAACACCAUUAUUUUCCAGCACUGCCUUAACCCUCUUGGGCAUGGAGUUCACCAGAGCUUCACAGGUUCCACUGGAGUCCUCUUCCACUCCUCCAUGAUGACAUCACAGAGCUGGUGGAUGUUAGAGACCUUGUGCUCCUCCACCUUUCGUUUGAGGAUGCCCCACAGAUGCUCAAUAGGGUUUAGGUCUGGAGACAUGCUUGGCCAGUCCAUCACCUUCACCCUCAGCUUCUUUAGCAAGGCAGUGGUUGUCUUGGAGGUGUGUUUGGGGUCGUGAUCAUGCUGGAAUACUGCAUACUGAUCAUGCUCUGCUUCAGUAUGUCACAGUACAUGUUGGCAUUCAUGGUUCCCUCAAUGAACUGUAGCUCCCCAGUGCCGCAGCACUCAUGCAGCCCCAGACCAUGACACUCCCACCACCAUGCUCGACUGUAGGCAAGACACACUUGUCUUUGUACUCCUCACCUGGUUACCGUCACACACGCUUGACACCAUCUGAACCAAAUAAGUUUAUCUUGGUCUCAUCAGACCACAGGACAUGGUUCCAGUAAUCCAUGUCCUUAGUCUGCUUGUCUGUGAGGGGUGUACUCACUUUUGUGAGAUACUGUAUAUAUAUAUAUAUAUAUAUAUAUAUAUAUAUAUAUAUAUAUAUAUAUAUAUAUAUAUAUAUAUAUAUAUAUAUAU